Messenger RNA from Scaptodrosophila lebanonensis, 3648 nucleotides. RefSeq lists its product as uncharacterized. NCBI's taxonomy places the organism in Eukaryota, Metazoa, Arthropoda, Insecta, Diptera, Drosophilidae. The coding region runs from base 67 to 3648 and encodes 1193 amino acids. Gene Ontology annotation, molecular function: protein binding. The record is from RefSeq and is a predicted model, not a curated record. The transcript is spliced from 4 exons.
UGGCCCAAUAAUUUUGUGAUGAUUGUUCGCGUUCAUACUAAUAGUUACCAGUUGGCGUUUUUCAAAAUGGGAAAAAGUACCAAUCCUGCGGUACCAAAAUGGAAAGAAACCAAAAGCAUUAGCAAAGUAUUACAAACUGUUGGAAUUAAGACCAAGAGAAAAGUAGCCUAUCAAACGGGUCAAUAUGCAGUAGUCCCAGCGACAUUCUGGAAUCUCAAAGAUGAAGCAUUAUUUCUGACUGCAACCUUUCAACAUUACCCCGAAACUAAUGAAAUGAAACUGGACAUUUCAUUCGACAUUAAUGAUGACUGUAUCCCGCAAUUAAGAAUGAAAAAAUGCGCGAAUCCGGAAGAUCCCGCUAAGGUUGACAUCGCAGAUGUUUUUUUUGUAUCGGCUAUAAUUGUUGAAGACUGUGAACAGGAUCAUGAGCUGUUCACAUGGAAAGUUUUAGACCCUAUAGGGUUAGAAGAGUUUACUAAGUGUGAGACUGAGAAGCAGGAAUGGGCCGUACCAAAAUAUGUUUUGGGGUUUCACCAAGACCUUGACUUAUGGAAAAAUUUGUACACCGUGCGAUUGGAAGCUAAACUUGGUUCAUGGGUCGUCCAUUGCCAUUGCUAUAUCAAUGUUAUAAUGGCCGCUGUUGACGCUAAUAUUGGAGGUGGCGAAUAUCGAACGAUCGACCGCACAAAACCAUUCAAAUUGAAUGGAACAACGAGUCGGGAUUUCUCCAAGCCGCCUAAUGUCGAACAGUUUAAGGCGUAUAAUUGGAAAUGCAUAUCAUGGGAUGAUUACAGUAAUAGGGAGUGCAGAAAAACAUUUCCUGAGACCGAUGACGAUCCAGAACGUGCCGACAUCGCUGGGCAGGUUAUUACUGUUUCAAAUGAGCAAAAGCUUGACGUGGAAAUCAUUUGUGUAAGCAAUUGUGAGAAUGAACUAUAUAAUGCAGAUGAAAAGGUUUAUCUUCGCGCUUAUUGCGCGAAUUGUGGAGGAGGUCGCAUUGGUUACGAAUGGACUGUAGGAGAAAUGGUCGCUCUGGAGCAGAAAGAACUGCGAAUGAAGAUAGGCACGAACUCGCUGGUACGAAUCGAGUUACUGGUGCGCGCAUCAGAUGGCCGCACUGGUGUUGAGAUUAAAUUUUUGACCAGGAAUGACGGCCCUAGCCAAGGUCGGUGCACUGUGGCACCCACUGUGGGCGAUGAAUACGCCACACCCUUCAUAGUAUGCUGCACUGGCUGGGUGGACAGAAACAUCCCUAUUGAUUACUUCUACUAUGCAAAUAAUGUGUUGAUUCAAAGCUGCUACGAUUGUUCUUGUGAAUCCCAUUUACCGCCAAUUUCAAAAAUCAAAGUGCUUAUUUGUGACAGCUUUUUUGCCUGCACGGAGCGGUCGCUAGAUGUGACAGUGCGCCCAGCAGAAAAUAUACCGACUGAGCCAAGUGAAAUUUAUAAAUUUCUCACUACGGAGCCUCACGAUGUGAAGAACCUGUUCCGUUUAGGCAAGCACGAAGAGGGGCUUGCAAUUUUAUCUGCAGUGGCCGGCCGUGUGUACACAAAUGAUGCCGCCAUUGAGGUAAUGCGAAUGUUUGAGGACUUUAAGUCGGGAACAGUUCUUACGUUGGGCCUACUAGCAAAUAUGACAAUGGCUUUAGCUAUCAACCUGUCGCCCAUCGAUGAUGAAGAAGCACAGGUGCUCGCGGCAGCAGUCAGAGAAGUUAACGAAAAUUUUGAAACCAUCACUAAGCACGACAUGGCCUAUUAUCUGGCGGAAUCGGCAUUUCAUCCUACAACACGGAAAUGCAUUUCCACUUACAAUAUGAUCAGUCGCCUGGCCAAAGACUUGCCGCGACCGCCAAAGUCAAUUUAUAAUAAGUUUAUGAAGGGCCCCCUAUCACAAAGUCUUGUUGAAGAGCUUCGAAAGGAGAUAAACUCUAUUGAUGAUGAAAAAGUCAAAAUGCGCUCCCUCGUCUGGUUGGAAACUAAUUGGGAGACAGAGCGUUUAUAUGAAUUCCUGGACUAUGCACGUAAAAAUGAAAUGCAGGGUGAUUCCUCAUUGGGUGUGGUUGUGUCAGAGGGCGUGUCCCUCGAGGAACAGUGUGCAAUAUUUCCUCCUGGGAAAGAUUAUGAGAUUGCUACAAGCGAUAGUAUGCAUCGUGUGACCUUUGAAGCGGCACUUUUGGAUGAGCUGAAGAAAACGAGUUCCAAUAUUAUGUGUCUAAAAGUAAUCUCGGUUACUCGAGAGCUGAAUUGGUGGUAUCCAGAGGAAAGACAGCCUAGUUCGACUCUGCUGACGGUGCGAGUGUAUCAAGGAGUCGAUGAUUUUAAGCAAGAGGUGGAGCUUAAAAGAAGCACGAUCAGCUUCACUACCAUCGUCGGCAAGUACAAGCCUGCGAUGGCUGAAGAGCAACAGAUGUGGCAAAAAGGAAAGAUAUCGACCGAUAUGAAGACGAUGAUGUCGUUGACCGAUGAUUUUCAUAAGUUACAGCUGGAUGAAAGUCUAGUUCAUAAGUUCCCUGAUAAACUACUACAGGCGCAGCCGCGUCAUCUAGCCCAUGAACACGAUGAAGAUGAACUCGUUUCCGAUGUUGGAAAAUUCAGUAAUUGUCUGGAGUCUGGAACACUGCAUUUUUUACAGGAUGUUCAUGUCUUUCGAAUCACUUUGGAAGCGAGCUCUAUGCUGGCUGUGCGUUUCGAAAACGCUUCACAUAAAUUACGAGUGUUUUUGCAUCCCAAAAAUUUCCCCAUGCGCUCUGCCAUUCAAAAGUCCCAGUGUUUCGUACCUGCAGGUUCGACCAACAAGACGAUAUUGAUGCGUAACAAGUGCGCAAAGCCAUACAAGAUCUAUCUGGCCAUACGGGCGUGGUCGAAUGAAAAAUUACUUGAUGACCAAGGUGUACAUACACUUUUGGCCGAUGGACCGGUGAGCUACGCUUUUGUGUUCCAGCUUCGUUCCUGCGACUAUUGGAUGUACAGUCUGAAAGAGGAUGAUCAAAAAUGGUCGCCUAAUAUGUGCCUACCGUCAAUGAAAUAUAGCUUAACGGAUGGAUUACAUUGCACCUGCACAAUAAUGAGUACUUAUACCAGUUAUGUAUACUAUGUACCUGCCAUUCCGGUGCCUAUAGCAGCCUUCUCCCAAGCAGUUACUAAUCCAAGUGUGGUUACUUUUUAUAUAGUUGUAAUGGUGUUUCUGCUGCUCUGGUUAAUUGUGCUGCGUAUUUUUUGCAACAAACCCGGCAUUGAAGUAGUAUAUUGCGAGCUAAACACGAAGGAAAAGUCGACUGGAGAUGUGCACGAUGUUCUGGUAUAUAUCAGAACGGGCGGUAGAGAAUCUGCAGAUACUUCGGCCAAUGUGUAUUUAUCGUUUCUCACAAAACAUCAUACAGAGCUUCAGUUUACUGUCUAUCAGGAUCCCCACCAUCCUGUCUUUAGAAUGAAUUCAACUCACUGCUUAUGGCUGCGAACACGAGAUAUUCGUAUACCCACUAAAAUUGCCGUCUCCCACAGUAACCACGGAAUGCGUCCUAGCUGGUAUUUGCGGCGCAUUGAGGUUCGGGACUUGCAGACCCAGGAGGUGCAGGUGUUUGAAGUGCGCAGUUGGUUCUUAUUUGAAGUUGUUAUAAUGGAUUGGGUGUGCGGUACACCUGUAGGUUAG